AGGGGCAUCUUUUCUUGAAGGUGAUAUCUUCAAUCAUACAACCCUCUGCGGGGUUUGUUUAGUCGUCACCUUGGUGAUUGCUCUUUCGGUUUAUUUCACACUGCUUCUCUUGUCGGAGAACGGUCUGUGUUGCAUCUCGACAUCUCUAGAAUCAAAAUGGGACUCGACAAAAAAGAUGAGAAGCCCAUCAAUUGGGCCCUCCUUAUCACAGGAGCCGUUGCCUCGGCGUUCGUAGGUAUACUGAGAGUUGCAUUCGAAAAUUUUUUUUCCCUGAAAACAAAAGCUGCUAUUAUACAAACGAAUAUUUUAUUUCGCAGAAUAACGGAGGUAAUAUGUAUCCAUUUCCAUUGACGCCUGUUCCGGUUGGAAGUUUCAACGAGUGUGGCCUUUUUCAAAGCAAAAUAAAACCUAAAUCUUAUCUUGAAGGUACGCUCUACGGCUACUCAUACCUCAAGGGAGGAAUCACCGACUACUGGAAGUACUACGCAACCACCGAAAGUACGGAUUUGGAUGAAGUGGCGAAGAAGGUCAACUCUUACUCUGAUGGCGUCGAUAUUGCCUACUACGCGGGCUUCUUCGGUCAAUACCUUGCCAUCUUCCCUGGUACAAUUCAAUUACCUCAUACGUUUUUCGUGACAUGAUAUUAUUGCAAGAAUACUUAAAGUAUUUUUGUGCCGGACACGACAUUUCGUCCACUUUGCAAACAAGUGUAGCAGGAGCGCAGCAUUCAAACUUUCUAUUUUUUGCUUUGCAAGAAUGAAAGUCGGGGUCCAAAAAGCACAAAGAGCACCCACUUCACACACCCUUUAGCGCUCCCUCGACUCCGCCCUCAUCAAUAUUAUCCCAGGUCUCGUCUUUGAUGCGUUUGGCGCCACGGUCACGUGUCUGUACGGUGGUACCUUGUGCGCAACGGGCUUCAUCAUGGUGGGUCUCGGUGUGAGGAACGUGGUUCCGGUCAUGGUGAUUGUCGGUCUCUGUCUCGCGGGGCAGGGCUCCAAGGGAUUGGGCUUUGGUACCUUGCUCGGGACAAUCCGUAACUCUCCCGAGUCGAUGUGCACUUUGAUCUCCGGUCUGUACUUGAUGCUGGAUGCCAUGUCCGCGGUCAUCUGCCUCAAAGCUUACGACUUCUACAAAGAAGCCAACAACUUCACGACCGAAGAAGAGAAGGUACAGACUGUUUUUAAAUAUUUGAUGUUGUUUCGUACAUGAUCAUAGUGGUGGACAAGAGGAGAUGUUUUAUAUACGCUGUUUGUUUCUUAGCCCGAUAGUGGAAAAACUUUGAUUACUCGAGUUAUCUGUGCAUCCCAUAGUCGGAAAGAACCUCCUCGGCGUAAUGUUCCGUCAUCGGAACAAAGGGAUCAUGAUGAACAAACCUUUUCUAAAACACGACAGGCCAGUGGCAUGAUGACCUUUUUCAUUGCUCUGGGUUCGCUGAUUGGCGCCGUUGGUGUGUCGGCCGGACUCAUGUACUACUUCUUCACCCCGAAGGCAGAGGCGGAAGUGAGCGUGGCUGAUUUGGAGAAGCAGGCGAAUAGGAAGUCCGUGAACAGCGCGACCGGCCGACGCUCCUCGAUUGCGGAUGAGGCUCGGUUAGUGUCCGGCAAGAAUCUGGAUGAGAGCUCAGACGAGGAGGACGAGGAGGAACAGCAGCCCCUCACCGGCGAGAAAAAGCACGCUCCCACCUUCUGGAAGGGCGUCAUCUGCUGCUACCUGGUUAUGCUGCUCUCGGAGUCCCAGGGUUUGGCUUUCAACAAUGCGAUCGGCGACGCGUUUAUGGCCUCGCGAAAGUCCAAAAUCGGUAUCGUCACGUGGAACAAGCUGCAGAAAGCCGACGUCGUCAACUCGAAAGACGCGGAGGGCAACUUUAACACCGACUUCAAAACCAUUGUGCAGCAACUCAAGCCGCAACGGGGAACGAAGUAUUAACUUCAUUUCUUUGCUUUGUUGUUGUUCAGAACGAGCGCGGGAUAUUAUUAUUUAACUCUCGACAUCCGAUGAACAAAAGAUUAAAAAGAACAGCAUUUUUGUGUUUGACUUGUUAUCACAAGUCUCUCAGUUGUAGUAACAUCUAUUCCUCAUCGGAUCUCCUCCCAUGAAAACACACCAGUUUGAGCGACAGCCAGAAGGAUGCUAACAAGAUUAUCAAGGAAGUGCAGACGCAAUUCGCCAAUGUCCCGAAGUACAUGCAUGUGUCCAGCGCCCAGGACAACGGCAUUCCGGUGUCCGUCUUCAACUUCCGCACCUCCUCGGAUGCAAGCGCCGAAGUCCGGUCUCUCUCACUCAAGUACCUGCUGAAAGACGUCGAGUUCAACACGGCGAACGCCUCCAAAUUCGCCCUGGCCGCCGACAAAGUCCUCAUGACGUCCAAUCGCGGUAAGAGCUGUCUUUUGCAACGUUGGUCAAGAAGGACAGAUCUUUUGGCUUUCCCUGUUAUUAACUACAGAGCCUUAUAUUUUAUUUAUCCGUGUGAGAAUUAAAUGGAGCUGGAUCAUAGCAACUUAACUUUUAUCAUACGCGGGGAGCGACGACGGUUCUCCAUCUCCGCUCGUGAAGUGUUUCCGUCCACUCACCGUCAGCUUGCAUGCUACGAAAUUUUUGCGAGUCAAAUUUGACGCCAUCCCGAUGCCUUUAUUAAUAUCAGAUGCCAACAACAAGAAGAUAGUGCAAGAUUGCACGAUGACGACCCCCUGCGACGUGCUUGAUCUGUACUUUGGGGCGGACAAAUUCCAGAAGGUUGACGACCUGCUGCAGAAGGCUCUGGAUAAACUGACGCCGGUUAGCGGAUGGCAGGUGCGCACGGAAAACGGAGAAACGAAAGUGCAUUUGCUGCAUGCCGCGGAGCGCGACACUUUCAACAGCGACGGCGCUGUCAACGGAAAUGUCGGACACCAUUUGCGAAAUCUGAUUGCUCUCCAGAAACAGCACGACCAGCAGAAGUCCAUGCCUUCUAUUUUCGCCGACAACACGAUCAACAAAAAGAAGGCGGGUAAAUCAAUUCACAAAAUUGGUGCCACAGACGCCGAAGUGGCGGCGCGCAAGACCGAAGGCGGACAGACGGAGAAGUGGCAAUACGAGCGCUUGUAAAAAAUAUUUUUUUUGCCCUAGUUCUUUCAGAAAAGUACUACUGUAUCCUAAUAAUCAUUUAAAGUUUUGCAGUAGCAGACGAAAACAAAUCAAAAUGCAGUCCCAAAAAUUAACUCCGCAACAGCCACUACCCGCAAUUCGCCAACGAUUUCGCGGCGGUAGAGAAAAUGCCGUUUAAGAAGUGGAUCGGGAAUGUCGUCCAGAAGUCCGAGAACGGGCAGAAGAUUGUGCAGUAUCAAGUCGAAAACAGUUCUUUCCACGGUUCUCGUUCUCCAGGGCGGAGUUACACAAGUAUUAUUGCAUGAGCAAUUGGUCAUGAACAACAACAAAUUUUUUACGGUGCAAGAACAUCAAUCAGCAUCCGACUAGACAAGCUUGAAUAGUUUUUGUAUCAGCGCGCCGCAGCGUUCUGCUGUGAGCGUGGCCGAUGCCCACAAGAACAUGUGAUGUAGAGCACAAAAAAGGGCCGCCGCACCGCACCAGCAAAACUGUGCAACAUCUCACUGGUUCUCUUCUCGGUGAGCAAAACUGUUUUCCGUUUGAUAUCCCGGUAGCCUUCUUCAAAACCGCAACGGGCGUAACUGCGGGUUCCAGCGAAACACUGGACCUGAAGCUGGAAAUCCAGCAAAACAUUUUGCUGACGGUCGAUAGCGAAGACGCAAAGAUCUACUACGACCCGUGGAAGCUGGCUCGCACGCUGGACGCACACAACGACUCCCACGAGCAUAUCAUGAAGGACAGCAUCAAAAAGUACCUGACAAUCACGUUCACCCUCGGAAACGCGUUCGGCCGAUUAGGUAGAAUUCGAUUUGAAAAUUUCACAGUGCUCUAAUAGAUGAAUGCCUUGGUUUGUCCCACUUGGGUUCCUUUUUUUUCCCCGUCGUUCCCACAUUGCAUUCUGGCCCGAUUGUGUAAACAGAUCGCUUUGUUUCCCCAUAAAUAUACAAAAAAAACUCCAGGUGUUGGCCUGUUGAUGGAAUUCCUGGCCAAGCGCGUGUGGUGGAUGCCUUCCGCCAUCUGGUUUGUGAUUGGCUGCGCCCUCUACGGCCUGUUCUUCACCCUGUUCGCUGCCGGCGGGGUGCCGUGCACGCACAGUGACCACGAGAACAACGCCGCCGCGCCCUUCGGUCUGUGGUUUAUGACCGCCUUCAUCGCGGUGCUGUAUGGCGGGAUUUUCACGAUCAACACCGCCUACAUGAAAUCCAUCGUGCACCCGCAGCAGCUCGGUCUGGUACUGGGCGGCUCCCUCGUGGUGCUGGCGAUCGGCUCUUUCGUGUUCGGAAAAAUCUUCCAGGACAUCUGGGAAGAUUACGACUUUGCCAAGUCCGUGGAGCCGGUGGGAACGAAGUCGCGACACGUCUUCUUUGUCAUCGGAGCGGGCGUCCAGCUGCUCGCCGUCGUGCCGGCCUGCUACUGCUGGAUGGCGCAGACCAAGAAGAUCAAGGACGCGAUGAAAGCGGAUGUGGAUGACGAAGACACCGAGUAA
This is a messenger RNA of Amoebophrya sp. A120, 4570 nucleotides long. Lineage: Eukaryota; Dinophyceae; Syndiniales; Amoebophryaceae. The record is from the annotation of a GenBank genome assembly.